AAAACAACAUGGCGGCAGCUGUUGAGGGAACUCCUCGGAGGGUUCGUGCCUUGCUGUCGAGUUUUCUUCACUCGUCGGACAAAAACGGAAAAGCCAGAACUCUCGAACAAGAUGAUGCCUCUUUGGACUCAGUUUGUAGAAGUCAGCCAAGAAGUAAAGAAGCAUUUUGGAAUCGUGUGGAAACCUUCUCUCCAUUUACAUGGUUUGCCAAACCUCUUGCACUUUCACCUCUCCACUGUGCACAAUAUGGCUGGGAAAACAGUGAAGUUGACAUCCUACAGUGUGUUAGCUGCCGGGCAUGUCUUGAUGCUACCAUAUCCACUACAUGGGAUUCUGAAAUUUAUGCCAAGACCUGUGAGCAGCUAAGAGAAGCACUUGUCAGUGGUCAUUCUAAACUGUGUCCAUGGCCGGAUAAUCCUUGCCCUGAGUCAUUUGUAAAGUUGCCAUUAUACAGUUAUUCACAAUGGCUUGAAGACUACAGGGCAAGAUGGAAAUCCAUUAUUACCCUUGUCGACGAGAUCCCACUUGUUGAUGAGCAAGCCAUCAAGGACAUGGAUUGUCUAACGCCAGGUCACAUAGAAGGACUUCAGAAUUUAGUUGACCCUGGAUGUAUCAGCUGGACAAGGAACGAACUGGACUUAGAACAAGCCUCCAAAGCAUCUUGUAUUAUAGCACUUUGUGGUUGGAGGAGCAGCAUCACUAGUGAACCGGAUGUGAAUACCAUCUCUUGUUCACUGUGUCGUCGAGAGCUGGGUGUGUGGAAUUUCUUCCCUUUAACGCACGUUGCGACAGAGCAAGAUGAUGGCCCGUCAUAUCUGGACACCGGACAAAUGUUUGCGGAGUAUACGAGUUUCAGAAACAUCACACACCAGGAAGAGUCUGGAAGUAGAGAGAUCAGUGAAGAAGGCGACAAUCAGGGAACAAGCUUGGUGGGUAUUGAAGGGCGUGGCACGGAGGGGGAUAAAGGUGACCCCACAGAACCCAUGGAAGAGGGUGAUAGUUUUGAAAAAGGAGACAAAUCCUCAACAGAAGAUUCCACAACGGAGACAGCUUGUGAAUUAACAGAGACUUCACAUACAUUGACUGUUAAAUCGACAUCAGAGCCAAUGGGGCUCAAGUCUCCACUGCAUCGGUCAUUAUCCAACCUGCCUGGGGAAGAAGCAACUGAAUCCCUCUGUGUGGAGGUCGAAAAUGAAAGUUUAACAGAGAGACUACAAGAUGUGGAAUCUGAGCUGGAGUUUCUGGGGUACGGCCGGGAGGGUGUUCCUGAGGAGAACGACGGCCGGCCAAGAGCGAAGAAGAGGAGGCUGCAGGAGAUCGAAAGGAACACUUUUCACGUGAUAUCAGAGCACCGCACGUGGUGUCCGUGGGUAGUGACUAUGCGUGGUAGUGACGGUAACACCACACCACCGGGGUGGAAGGUACUCCUAGGAACACUUCUUCCUUCAUUGAGUCCAUCGGCAACACACUUCAUUCAUGAGACUCAUCCACAAGAUGCGUGGAAAACAGUGAGAAAGUUACUCGGCGAGUGCUAUUCCCCAGCGAAACAAACUUGAGGCCAAGAAGUACAGCUGUGAAGGGGAGUUGAAAAAAUAUUAGUCCAUGAUUCGGAUAUCCGAAUGUCACGUAGUUCAUGAAUAAGCUCAACCCAUGUUGUAAUGAAACCAUGUUUGAGCAGCUGCUGAUGCUCUUUACAAUACCGCACAGUCAAUUGAAAAUAGUGACAUUUAAUCCUUUGUCUUACAGCAUAUUUAAAGGAUUGUUUGAAUUUUAAGGCUGUGAUUUGAGACAACUUAAAAUGUAUGUAAACACUGUUGUGUUACAUGGAUGGCGUGACCAAGUGAUAAUGAAGUGGUCACGCAAUUGCGAGGAAGAAAGUGUUAUUGAGAAAUAUUUCGACGUAGUCAACGUGACAGAUCUUGAGGAUGCAGCCGCUGUGUGCGUUACAGGAUGGAUUUGGAUUUUUAGAGGACCAAAUGAGGUGGAAAAGAACAUAA
Messenger RNA from Pocillopora damicornis (cauliflower coral), 1997 nucleotides. RefSeq lists its product as uncharacterized. Gene Ontology annotation, molecular function: zinc ion binding. The record is from RefSeq and is a predicted model, not a curated record. Lineage: Eukaryota; Metazoa; Cnidaria; Anthozoa; Scleractinia; Pocilloporidae. Gene Ontology annotation, cellular component: nucleus.